Molecule: messenger RNA, 1569 nt
Organism: Naegleria fowleri
Lineage: Eukaryota; Heterolobosea; Eutetramitea; Acrasida; Naegleriidae
Exons: 1
Coding region: 1-1569 (522 amino acids)
Biological process (GO): mRNA processing; protein deubiquitination; spliceosomal complex assembly
Molecular function (GO): cysteine-type deubiquitinase activity; zinc ion binding
Source: RefSeq, a predicted model, not a curated record
AUGACAAAACGUACCCAUGAUGCUUUGUUGGAUGAGCCAUUGAUUGAGAAUGUCCAGGAUGAGGAAGGAAAUGCGUUACAUCUGACAUCAUCCGAAAUAAAUAAUCCAAACACUUCCGUGAGGGAAGCCAAUAAGGAUGAUACAACUUCAACCAAUAAUCAUCAUCAUGAAGAAGAGGAUCCAAAACGACUCAAACCAUCGAAAGGAAGUCUCAUUGAUGAAAGAAGCUACCAGUGUCCCUAUCUUGACUCGAUUAAUCGGAAAGUUCUUGAUUUUGAUUUUGAGAAGGAAUGUUGUGAGACUUUAUCAAACACUAAUGUGUAUUGUUGUUUAGUAGAUGGAAAAUUCUUCAAAGGAAAAGGAGAGACCACUCCGGCAUUUAUACAUGCUCUCAAUGAGGGGCAUCACAUCUUCAUGAGCUUGUCAAACGGAAAGAUUUAUUGUUUGCCUGAUAAUUAUGAAGUGAUUGACCAUACGUUGGAUGAUAUUCGAUUCAAUCUCAAUCCAACCUAUUCCGAAAAGGAAGUACAAGAAAUCGACAAUCAAACGAGAGUAUGUGUUGCGUUGAGUAAUGGAGCAAAAUUUAUUCCAGGCAUUGUAGGUCUCAACUCCAUUAAGCAAUCGACCGAUGGUAUCAAUGUGGCCAUUCAGGCACUUUCCCGUGUGAAAAGCGUUCGUAACUUUUUCCUGCUACAUCAAAUUAAUUUGACCAAAGUGAAAUCUAGGGCCGUUUUAUUAUUGAGAGAACUAUUGAGGAAAAUGUGGAAUCCCAAAAGUUUUAAAAGCCAUGUAAAUCCUCACGAAUUUGUACAGACCAUUCUUCAAAAUAACAAGCAAUUCAAAUUAGGAGAAAGUAUAGAUCCUGUCCAAUUUUUCACAUGGCUGCUAAACUUUCUUCAUACUGAACUGACAAACAAUCAACCCAAACAAGAAAGUAUUAUUUCUAAAACAUUUAGAGGGAAAAUUAUUGUCACUUCAACCAUUAUACGGAGAAAGAAAGCCUCGGCAACUGAUUCUUCGUCUAAUCCUCAACAUAACGAGGAUGACAUUACUUCCCAAUCCAAAACACCUUUCAUGUAUUUGACUCUAGAUGUUCCAUCCACACCACUAUUUAAGGACGAAUAUGCACGAAAUAUUCUACCUCAAGUCUCACUGUUUAGUUUACUUUCUAAAUUUAAUGGAAUGAAAGAAACAGCCAUACCUCUUAAGAAUGGAGAUGUAGAAAUGAGGAGAUACAAGAUUGAAAAAUUGCCACCUUAUCUUGUUUUUCAUGUAAAGAGGUUCUCAAAGAACUAUUUCUUUGAAGAGAAAAACAAUACUGUUGUCAACUUUCCUCUCAAAAAUCUAGAUAUAAGUGAAAUUUAUCCAUCUGGUGCGGGUUCAACCUACAACUUGGUUGCAAAUAUAUGUCACGAGGGAAAUAUUGGGGAAGGCACACCUUACAAGAUUCACAUUCACCAUACAGCAGAGGACAAAUGGUAUGAAAUUCAAGACUUAGACGUCAAGGAAGUUUUACCAGAAGAAGUAUCGAUUUCUCAGAGUUUCCUCCUUAUUUAUGCCAAACAAUAA